UGUUGUAUCCGACCCAUGGAUAUGUUGCUGUAGCUAGCAGUACCCGGUUGAACAUGGCUACCGUAGUACUGUAAAAUGAUCUCUAAACUCUGCCUUCUUUCUUUCUCUACAUGAACGAGAGAGAAUUAUUUCGAGCUGUGUAUUUGGGAGAGUUUUUGCCUUUUCACAGAGGUGGCAAUUGAGUGCUGGUUUUGUCAACAUCUAUUCUGUCUACUGUACCAGUACUACUGUUAGUAGUUCGUAACUAGCGAGUACGUGUGACAAGGAGGCAAACUCGCAGGCCAGCUGUACGUCAAAUCCGUGGGUUUUUAGCUUGUUGCGAUCUCUAUACCACUCAAGAUGGCUGCCCCCGUCAACAUCCAGAACCCCAGUAAGAGCUGGGAGCUGAGCCUGUACGAGCUGCACAGGAGUCCUCAGGAGGCGAUCAUGGACGGCACAGAGAUCGCGGUGUCUCCACGCUCCCUCCACAGUGAGCUGAUGUGUCCCAUCUGUCUGGACAUGCUGAAGAACACCAUGACGACCAAGGAGUGUCUUCACCGCUUCUGCUCCGACUGCAUCGUCACCGCGCUCCGAUCAGGAAACAAGGAGUGCCCCACCUGCAGGAAGAAGCUGGUCUCCAGACGUUCCCUGAGGCGGGACUCCAACUUCGACGCCCUCAUCUCCAAGAUCUACCCGAGUCGGGACGAGUACGAGGCCCACCAGGACCGGGUGCUGGAGAGGCUGAGCCGGCUCCACAACAAGCAGGCCCUCAGCUCCUCCAUCGAGGAGGGGCUGCGCAUGCAGGCCAUACACAGGGCUCAGCGAGUGCGUAAACCGGCCCAGGAGAGCGACAACACCACCUUCAGCGGGGGAGAGGACAACGGCGACGCACGCUCCCACCUCUCCCACGACUCGGCCCCCUCGCAUACGCCCCUGCCCCCCAGCCACACCCCCUCUGAGGCGGGGCCCAGCCGGAACCCCAAGCGGCCGCGAGUCUCCGACGAGUCUGGCCCAGAGGCGGACCGCACCAGCCCCACCCCUCCACUGCGCCGCCACAAGGAGGGGCCCGCCUCGGAGAUCGAGCUGGUGUUCAGGCCACACCCUCUGCUGGUGAAUUCGCAGGAGUACAGUCAGACCAGAUAUGUGAAGACCACAGCCAACGCCACCGUGGACCACCUGUCUAAGUACCUGGCCCUGCGCAUCGCACUGGAGGAGAGGCAGACUGACGGCCAGAGAGACAGUGCCGGGGCGGAGGGAGGAGGGGAGGCAGGGGGAGAAGAGAGAGGAGGAGGUGGAGGAGGAGAAGGGGCAGGCCUGAGGAACGUCAGUGAGAAGCAGUACACCAUUUACAUCACCACGUCUGGAGGACAGUUCUCGACUCUGAAUGGCUCCCUGACCCUGGAGCUGGUCAAUGAGAAGUACUGGAAGGUGAGGAAGCCUCUAGAACUCUACUAUGCCCCCACCAAGGACCAGCCCCAGCAGCAGCCCCAGCAGACGCCCCCCCAGCAGAGAGAGGGCUGAGGCCCAUUUUAUUCUCUUUAACCCAGGUCUGAUCGUUUUACCUACGAGUAACCUUGUCUAGUCUCCUAUAGGUUAGUCAUUGAUGGGGACUCAUUUUCAGAUAUUCUUGUGUGUUCAGUGUGUAAUUAAAUUGUCUCUGUAUUAAUUAGCUUUGAUAUGACAACAUGACCAUGUCUAUUUAUGAAUUGUAUAUUUCCUGAUGUGACUGAAGCACUUUUGCAAAGUGCAAAGUAAACAUGUGACUGGUUGAUGCAUUUGUAUUUUCUACUCAGCUUACUUAGCAAGGCGUUCAAUGUAACGCCUUGCUAAGUAAAUAUAUAUAUAUAUAGUGUUUCCCCUACCAUUAUAUUAGGGGGGCGCCCCCGCCCCCCAACGGCAGCCCCCACCCCCCCUAAAUAUAGCGCCUGAUCACAAAAUAAGUAAUUUAAGGUUACCUUUCCUAUAAAACAGGUCUAUAGCUUGCUCUUUUAUUAAACAAACUAAAUGGCCUUAUGCCGUCGUGUAAAUAAGAAAUAACAUGUCAUUUCUGUCUCUACCUGGUCGUCGCCUAAAAAAAAGCUGUAAACGUAGGGGAAACACUGAUAUAUAUUAAAACAAGCUCAACACCAGUUGAAGAAUAUUCAAGUUUUGUCAUCAUUGACAAAAGUAAACCUUAACUGGUAACUUUCUGGAACAUUUCAUCAUAAUCCAAUCGGAUCAUGGACCAGCUGUUAAGUAGCUACUCAGUAACACCAAUUACAUCCAAGAUAUAAAACACAAUUACAUUUAGCUUUUUCCAGAGUCUGUAUAGUCAGCUCUUAUGCACCUUCUAUGUUAUCCUGACGUAUAAAAAAUGCUUUUAUUACCUGUUUUUGAUACAAUCUUUGUAAUAUGUAAU
Molecule: messenger RNA, 2377 nt
Organism: Osmerus eperlanus (European smelt)
Lineage: Eukaryota; Metazoa; Chordata; Actinopteri; Osmeriformes; Osmeridae
Product: E3 ubiquitin-protein ligase RING2-A-like
Exons: 7
Coding region: 340-1500 (386 amino acids)
Biological process (GO): negative regulation of DNA-templated transcription
Cellular component (GO): PcG protein complex; ubiquitin ligase complex
Molecular function (GO): ubiquitin protein ligase activity; chromatin binding
Source: RefSeq, a predicted model, not a curated record